Molecule: messenger RNA, 1809 nt
Organism: Malurus melanocephalus (red-backed fairy wren)
Lineage: Eukaryota; Metazoa; Chordata; Aves; Passeriformes; Maluridae
Gene: RPUSD4
Product: RNA pseudouridine synthase D4
Exons: 7
Coding region: 84-1139 (351 amino acids)
Biological process (GO): pseudouridine synthesis
Molecular function (GO): RNA binding; pseudouridine synthase activity
Source: RefSeq, a predicted model, not a curated record
UCCCAUUGGACAGGCGCUCCCGGGGCAGCACCCGCCGCGCCGCCAUUGGCCGGCAGAGGAGGGACGCAAGAAAGAGGCAGAAGAUGGCGGCGGGCGGCGGCGCGGCGCGGCGGUGUUGGCAGAGCGGCGCGGGGCUGGCCCGGGCGGUGCGUGGCGUCUGCGGGAGCGCGCGGGCGACGGCGGCUCUGCGGGCGGAGGAGCUGGCGGAGCGGCUGCGGAGGAGCGAGGGGCAACAGCGAGAGAUCCCCAAGGACCCAACGCAGCGAUGGCUCCGGGAGCUCGCUGCAUUGAGCCAGCAGCUGCAGCAGGUUCACCCUAACGUCCUGGCCAAGAUCCUCAAGCRGAGAACUGUCUACCAGAACGAAGAGAUUGUGGUGAUAGACAAACCCUACGGGCUCCCUGUGCACGGUGGCCCYGGCAUCAAGAACUGCAUCGCUGACGUGCUGCCCAUUUUGGCCAAGAUGCUGGAGAACAUGAAAGCUGAUCCCCUCCACCUCUGCCACCGCUUGGACAAGGAGACCACAGGUGUGAUGGUGCUGGCACGGAGCAAGGAGGCAGCAGAGAAGAUCCGUCUGCUCUUCAAAACCCGUCAGGUGGAGAAGUUCUACUGGGCAAUUGCCCUGGGGGACCCGGACCCUGUUGAGGGCGUUGUGGAGAUCCCCAUCGUGGAAAAGGAGGUGCAGAGCCACCAGUCCCACUACAAGAUGACGCUGGCUCCCAACUACCGCCUGUGUCCGGAGGAUGGGAAGGUGAUGAGAAUCCGCAAGAACCGGCACGCUGAGAGCGCGGUGACUCGGUACCGCCGGCUGGCCAGCGCCUCUGCCUGCUCGCUGCUGGAGCUGCAGCCCAUCACGGGGGUGAAGCACCAGAUCCGGGUUCACCUGGCCUAUGGCUUGGGGUGCCCCAUCCUGGGGGAUCACAAAUACUCUCACUGGAGCAAACUGGCACCCCAGAAGCUUCCUGAGCUCACCCUGAGGAGGCUGAAGCUGGAGCAGAGCAAGGCUCGGCACCUGCCCCUGCACCUGCACGCCCACCGACUCYGCCUGCCCCUGGGCCAGCCCUUGGACUUUGUCUGCAAGCCACCCCUCUUCUUCCAAAAAACCCUGAGGAAGCUAGAGCUGGACAUCCCUAAGGACUGACGAGGCAGGAGUGGAACGGUGCCUUCUAUCUCCACAUCUCCAGCACAUGGCAGCAGCUGUGCCCACCUGGGUGGUGGUGUGAAGCCUGCAGUCUGUGAGCUGAUGCUGAUGUUGCUGGAUUCAGAGUGGGUGCCAGUCUGUGCUUCUGGCCCAGRAAAGCAGCUGGACACACUGAAGAGCUUCUAAACAAACAAGACUGGGUGAAAGAUGGGCUUUGCCUGUUUUGAACUUGUCUCCAGGCAAUAAAAGCUCCAGUUCCCUCCAGGAAAGGGGUUGUGUGUCUCUGUGCUCUGGCCAGGUGGGACUCAGUCUCCCUGUGUGGGUUUUAGCAGACCUGGAUGCAGCCCCUCUCAGGGUUGUGGAGCUGUCACUUGUCUCUCCAGAGUUGUUUAGCUCAGAUUUGGAGAGUCCCCUCAUUGGAAAAUCCAUCGAAAGUGCAAUUUGGCASUGGCUCUGGGAUUUUUUUGCUGUGCUGAGAGACUGCACGGGGAGUUCCCUGGCUUGGCUGGGCUAGGCAGCUCUGGGAUAGCCCUGCUCAGUGCUGCCAGCAGCAUUGGUGGGAGUUUCUCAGAACUGUGCUGCAGGGAGAAAUCGUUCUGUCCCACUGCCCCUUCAGUUUCCCCAUCCCUUAUUUCUAGAACCCCUUAUUGGGAUCCCUUGCUCUUCAGAA